AUGGCUAGAUACUAUUGCGAGUACUGUCACUCGUACCUGACACACGACACUUUGAGCGUGAGAAAAUCGCAUGUUAUCGGUAAGAAUCACUUGCGAAUCGUUGGGAACUACUACCGAAACAAGGCCAAACAGGAGGAAACGGAGCGCGUGCAGCCCAGGAAGAGGCAGAAUAGGAACCCCAAGACGACAAAAAAUGCUGGCAUCAAGCAGCCGAUUCACUGUCCCACCAACAGAGAGAAGAGAAGACUGAACAGAAUCGCAAGGUACCAUCGAAAAGAGCUACAAACCGUUGGUGAAGAAUCACUCUUACAGAAGGUGUACGAUGGAUCUCCCGGAUAUUCUAAGAUCUUUAUUGAUGGCAACCGACUCGAUAUCGGGGACCUGGUGCGGACUUCUCGCCUCCCGCAACGUGCAAACGCGAGCGAACCGCAGAACAAUGCGCCUACAAGAACGAGAAACGAAGUGUUCACCCCAUCACGGCAAAGCUUCACUCUCGAACCGCCAAGAAUCCUCACCCAGUGGCAGUCCACUGUCCCCAAGCAGUCACUGUACCACGAAGAGCGCCUGCUCAACACCGUGAUCGACGAGUCCAGGAAAAGAAUGCAAACUCCAGUCAUCUCGCAUGCCAGGAAAAGAAAAAAUUGA
Molecule: messenger RNA, 645 nt
Organism: Torulaspora globosa
Lineage: Eukaryota; Fungi; Ascomycota; Saccharomycetes; Saccharomycetales; Saccharomycetaceae
Gene: YHC1
Product: Yhc1p
Exons: 1
Coding region: 1-645 (214 amino acids)
Biological process (GO): mRNA splicing, via spliceosome; spliceosomal snRNP assembly; mRNA 5'-splice site recognition
Cellular component (GO): U1 snRNP; nucleus
Molecular function (GO): zinc ion binding; pre-mRNA 5'-splice site binding
Source: RefSeq, a predicted model, not a curated record